GGAGUGGAAUGCCAUGAAGGAUGUGUACACCAAAUAUGAAGAUGGAUUGCCAAUGCUCAGUGUUAUUCGGAAUUCAACGGCCAAAGCCCUGGUUACAAAGAGGGAGAUUAUUCCAAAAUGCUGGGAGAAAGAACAGAUCUUGAAUAAAACGUUGAAGAAUACCUACAAGAACUGGUUCUAUGAAGCAUGGGGUUUUAAGGAAGGGAAGUGGUAUGGAUAUUAUGGACCUGUGGAUACGAAUACUGGAUAG
Messenger RNA from Dentiscutata heterogama, 250 nucleotides. Lineage: Eukaryota; Fungi; Glomeromycota; Glomeromycetes; Diversisporales; Gigasporaceae. The record is from the annotation of a GenBank genome assembly.